Molecule: messenger RNA, 675 nt
Organism: Andrographis paniculata
Lineage: Eukaryota; Viridiplantae; Streptophyta; Magnoliopsida; Lamiales; Acanthaceae
Product: transcription factor TCP11-like
Exons: 1
Coding region: 1-675 (224 amino acids)
Cellular component (GO): nucleus
Molecular function (GO): DNA-binding transcription factor activity; sequence-specific DNA binding
Source: RefSeq, a predicted model, not a curated record
AUGGAGAACGGGAGUGUCGUUUCGAAUCCUAACGGCGUCGUUUCUGGGGGUUAUGUGGCGGUCCCCGCCGUCCCGCCGCCGCCGCCGGCGACUAGGGGUAGGCCGCGCCGCCAGUACAAUAGAAGGUACAGCGCCGCCGGGGACCGCCACACCAUGGUUAACGGUCGGAGCCGCCGCAUCAGAAUUCCGGUGCACUGCGCCGCCAGGAUUUUCCAGCUGACGGCGGAGCUCGGCCACCGGUCCGACGGCGAGACGGUGGUGUGGCUAAUGCGCCAAGCUGAGCCGUCGAUCCGAGCCGCCACUGGAUCGGGCACCGAACCGGCGUUUUACGUGACGUCAUCCCCUGCCCGCCCGGUCCAGGCGCCGCCGCAGGCCACCGUUCAAUGCCCAGUGACGGUGUCCCCGCCGGCUGUCGUGGUGUUGGAGGAUUAUUUCGGGCCAUUUGCGCCGCCGCCGGUUUCAGCUCCAGCCACGGCUCCGGCGCCGUUGCAGCCAGUCACUUUCCCGCCGUCGCAGGCGCCGGUGGCGGUGGAUCUUUCUCUGAACGCGUACGGCCAGAUUCCGUUCACGACUAUGCUGAUGCAGGCGGCGGCGCCGCCGCAAGUGGAGGAGGGCACGGCGGGCAGCUGCACCGCCGAGUGGUGGCAGAGGGUGAUGAACAACGGGCAGAUUUAG